Hevea brasiliensis (rubber tree) is the source of this 3210-nucleotide messenger RNA. RefSeq names its product aconitate hydratase 1. Gene Ontology annotation, cellular component: mitochondrion; cytosol. The transcript has 20 exons. Lineage: Eukaryota; Viridiplantae; Streptophyta; Magnoliopsida; Malpighiales; Euphorbiaceae. Bases 165 to 2867 code for a protein of 900 amino acids. Gene Ontology annotation, molecular function: 4 iron, 4 sulfur cluster binding; aconitate hydratase activity. Gene Ontology annotation, biological process: tricarboxylic acid cycle; citrate metabolic process. The record is from RefSeq and is a predicted model, not a curated record.
AUCUUUUGGAAGAACAAAAUAAAUAUCAAUACUCUAUCUGCUUCAUCCUUCGAUUCUUCCACCUCGCAUACCCCUGUCUCGCUCGCUUUCUUUAGGUCUCUCAUUCUAAGCAAUCGAAUUCGAUUCGUCCUUUUCUUACCUAUUCAAAAUCUCCGAUCGUAGCCAUGGUGAAUGAAAACCCUUUUAAGAGCAUAUUGAAGACUCUUGAGAGACCUGAUGGUGGUGAAUUCGGCAAGUUCUAUAGUUUGCCUGCUCUCAACGAUCCCAGAAUCGAUAAGCUGCCAUAUUCAAUUAGGAUCCUUUUAGAGUCUGCAAUUCGAAACUGCGAUGAGUUUCAGGUUAAAAGUAAGGAUGUUGAGAAGAUCAUUGACUGGGAAAAUACUUCUCCUAAACAAGUUGAAAUCCCAUUUAAGCCUGCCAGAGUACUGCUUCAGGAUUUUACUGGGGUUCCUGCAGUUGUUGAUCUUGCCUGCAUGCGAGAUGCCAUGAACAGCCUUGGAGGUGAUUCUAAUAAGAUUAAUCCACUGGUUCCAGUUGAUCUUGUUAUUGAUCACUCAGUUCAGGUUGAUGUGGCAAGAUCGGAAAAUGCGGUGCAGGCUAAUAUGGAACUUGAGUUUCAAAGGAACAAAGAGAGAUUCGCCUUUCUCAAAUGGGGUUCAAAUGCAUUCCAUAACAUGCUCGUUGUUCCUCCUGGAUCUGGCAUAGUCCACCAGGUCAAUUUGGAAUACCUUGGAAGAGUUGUAUUCAACACAAAUGGGAUGCUUUACCCUGACAGUGUAGUUGGAACAGAUUCGCACACAACUAUGAUAGAUGGAUUAGGUGUUGCUGGUUGGGGAGUUGGUGGAAUAGAAGCAGAAGCUGCAAUGCUUGGCCAGCCCAUGAGCAUGGUCCUGCCUGGUGUGGUUGGGUUUAAGUUGUCAGGAAAACUAAGCAAUGGUGUUACAGCCACUGAUUUGGUUUUGACAGUAACACAAAUGCUGAGGAAGCAUGGGGUUGUUGGCAAGUUUGUGGAGUUCUACGGUGAAGGCAUGGGUGAACUGUCAUUAGCAGAUCGUGCUACUAUUGCAAACAUGUCUCCUGAGUAUGGUGCAACCAUGGGCUUUUUUCCUGUGGAUCAUGUUACACUGCAUUAUCUCAAAUUGACAGGCAGAAGUGAUGAAACUGUUGCUAUGAUAGAAUCCUAUUUAAGAGCCAACAAGAUGUUUGUCGACUAUAGUGAGCCCCAGAUUGAGAGGGUAUACUCCUCAUAUCUAGAAUUGAAUCUUGAGGAUGUGGAACCCUGUGUAUCAGGGCCCAAGAGGCCUCAUGAUCGAGUUCCUUUGAAGGAAAUGAAAGCAGAUUGGCAUUCAUGCUUAGACAAUAAGGUUGGAUUUAAGGGAUUUGCUAUACCAAAGGAAUCCCAAAGCAAGAUUGCCGAGUUCAGUUUUCAUGGAACUCCAGCACAACUUAGGCAUGGUGAUGUGGUUAUAGCUGCUAUUACUAGUUGCACUAACACCUCAAACCCUAGUGUAAUGCUUGGAGCGGCUUUGGUUGCAAAGAAAGCUUGUGAACUAGGAUUGGAGGUAAAACCAUGGGUUAAAACAAGCCUUGCUCCAGGUUCUGGGGUUGUGACCAAAUACUUGGAAAAGAGUGGCAUGCAGAAGUAUUUGAAUCAUUUAGGGUUCCAUAUCGUUGGUUAUGGAUGUACCACUUGCAUUGGCAAUUCGGGUGAUAUUGAUGAUGCAGUGGCAUCAGCUAUUACUGAAAAUGAUUUAGUGGCAGCAGCUGUGUUGUCUGGGAAUAGGAAUUUUGAGGGUCGUGUACAUCCUUUAACAAGAGCUAAUUAUCUUGCCUCACCUCCUCUUGUGGUUGCUUACGCACUUGCUGGAACGGUAGAUAUUAAUUUUGAAACAGAACCAAUUGGGGUAGGAAAAGAUGGAAAGAAGGUAUUUUUCAGGGAUAUUUGGCCAUCCAAUGAAGAAGUGGCAAAGGUUGUACAAUCAAAUGUGUUGCCUGAUAUGUUCAAGGCUACUUAUGAGGCAAUCACUAAAGGAAAUCCCAUGUGGAACCACUUAUCUGUACCUUCUGGGACUCUCUACUCAUGGGAUCCGACAUCAACAUACAUACACGAACCGCCCUAUUUCAAAACCAUGAUUAUGUCACCUCCAGGACCACAUGGUGUGAAGGAUGCUUACUGCUUGCUCAAUUUUGGGGAUAGUAUUACAACUGAUCACAUUUCACCAGCCGGUAGCAUCCACAAAGACAGUCCUGCUGCCAGAUACCUCAUGGAACGUGGUGCGGACAGAAGGGACUUUAACUCUUAUGGAAGCCGCCGUGGUAAUGAUGAGGUGAUGGCAAGGGGCACCUUUGCCAACAUUCGUAUUGUCAACAAACUGUUGAGAGGAGAAGUUGGACCUAAGACAGUUCAUAUCCCCAGUGGAGAGAAACUCUCCGUUUUUGAUGUGGCCAUGAGAUACAAGAGUGAGGGACAUGAUACAAUUAUCUUGGCUGGUGCUGAGUAUGGAAGCGGAAGUUCUCGUGAUUGGGCUGCCAAGGGUCCAAUGCUAUUGGGUGUGAAAGCAGUGAUAGCAAAGAGCUUUGAGCGAAUUCAUCGCAGUAAUUUGGUUGGCAUGGGUAUUAUUCCGUUAUGUUUUAAGCCCGGUGAGGAUGCUGAGACACUUGGAUUGACUGGCCAUGAACGCUAUAGCAUCGAACUUCCAAGCAGUGUGAGCGAAAUUAGACCUGGUCAAGAUGUCACGGUUGUGACAGACAAUGGCAAGUCAUUCACAUGUACUUUACGUUUUGAUACUGAGGUGGAACUGGCAUAUUUUGAUCAUGGAGGCAUUUUGCAAUAUGUCAUUCGGAACCUGAUUCAUGCAAAACAAUGAAAAAGCAACAGCUCAAUUGUCAAUAAGGUCAGUUUGCAGCUGCGAAGCAAACAGGUAAUAAAAGAUUUGGCAACAAUGCAUGAGAUGUCCUUUUUGUUGCAGAGCCCUAUCAUUUUAUGAAUAAAUAAAGAAGUGAAAAAGGGAUUAUUCGAGGGUUGACAGAUAUUAAUGCCAAAAUCCAGUUCACCAUAGAUAUUUGGCGUUAAACGUUUGAUUUUUGGAUUAAAGAGAAAAACUAUCCAGUGACUCUUAUUGUUUGUUUAGAAAAAGUGUAAUUGAACCGAUGAUUUGGUAGCUUAAAUUUUUAUAAAAUGCUGCUUCAAAGCUGGUUACUAUUGCUGUA